Messenger RNA from Solea solea (common sole), 2942 nucleotides. RefSeq names its product pleckstrin homology-like domain family B member 3. The transcript has 17 exons. The record is from RefSeq and is a predicted model, not a curated record. Lineage: Eukaryota; Metazoa; Chordata; Actinopteri; Pleuronectiformes; Soleidae. Bases 322 to 2235 code for a protein of 637 amino acids.
UUUAUGUUCGUGUUUAUUUCACGCUCUCGCGGGUCAUUCCGCCUCAGUCUCACCUGUUGCCGCUGACGUCAGCUCAUAAUGACAUGUGUGCAGCUGCUGUAUGUUUGUUUGUUUGUUUGCUUUGGAAGAGGAAGUGACAGCGUGAAGGAGCAGUGACAGCGUGAAGCGGAGCUGCAGUGGAAAUCACUUCCCGCGUUCAGCGGCGUCGUUUCCUCGUGGAUCGUGGAAUGAUCGUGGUGUGAAGACGCCUCAGUUCAGCUUCAUUGUUGAUGCAGCGCCGCCUCAGGCGAGGAGAGGAACACGUUAUUCAAAAGCCUGAACAUGCCCUGGAAUAACACGGAGAACUCCUGCAGCCCUUGGUCACAGGGGCUACAACCACCAUGGAUUUCCAGAGAGGGAGGAUAUCGGAGCCCCGCCUACUCGGGGGUGGAGUCGGAUACAGAGAGUAGCAGCACAGAGAGUGAGAGGUCUUCCAGUAGAAAGCUGGACGUGGUCUCAGUGAGGGUCCAGACUUUGACCUCAAUGCUCCAACAGCGGUUUACAGAGAUCGAUCAACAGAAGGAGGAACUUCAGAUCGAGCUGCAGCUGGAGAAUGCUUUGCUGCAGGGCGAGCUGCAGACAGAGAAGCAGCAGCUCGACAGACACAUACAGAAGCUGCAGGCUCUACAGCAGGAGCUUAGACGGAAAGAAAAGCAAAGACAUACCAGCAGACAAAAGGAGCUGGAGAGUCUGGAGAGGGAGAGUCGCAGGGUGCAGGAGCUCAGGCGGAGCUGUGAGGAGAAGGAGAAGCUGAUCCCCAGUCAGUCAGAGAGCUGCAGAGAACAGCUGAUCCUGCAGCUGCAGCAGGAGAAAGAGGCGAUGGACUUGGCUGUUCGGGCUUUUGAGGACUGGGAGUUUCACUUCCUGGAGCAAGAGAGCUGCAUUGAUGAGGAGGAUGAGAGCACUGUGGACAAUGCAGAGCAGGGAGAACAUGAGGGGGAAUUAGAAAAGGAAAUCCUUUGUCAACAACAUGUGGUCACCACAACACAGGAGCGAGUUCAGCAGCUGGAGCGACAGCUGAAGGAGGUGCAGAGAGAGAAUGAGAGGGAGCUGAAUGCCUUGAGGAGAGAGAAGAGAGAACUCCUCCACAAAACCCAAACAGUUCACAAAGAAAAGAAGCCGUUCACCGAUUGGUCGAACAUCACCAGCUCCGCCCCCUGCAUGAUGUCACUCUCCCCUCUUUCCGUUCACACGCCCCCUCAGGAGCCAUGCAAAGAAUCUACCAGUCUGCCGAGACGACGGAGUUCACAUCGCAGCAACAGACACAGCGACAGGCCCGUCUCAGCGCAGGGUUUGGUGAGACCACCUUCAGACAGUCAGAGGCCCGUGGCCCUUGCGUCCCCCAUUUCCUCCCAAAGACUCAGCAAUGGAUACAGUGGUGGACAAAGACCUGGGUCUGUCCUCAGUCCGUCCAACAGUGCAACAAACCCUCGUGCUGCCAGUCACAUGGAAUGGUUUCCCAACAGUCUUGAAGGAGUUCCCAGAGGUUCCCAGAGGUUCCCAGAGGUUCCCAGAGGUUCCCAGAGGUUCCCAGAGGUUCCCAGAGGUUCCCAGAGUCCAUGUCUGCUGGAGCUUGUGGAGAUGGAGAAGAAACUGAGAGAGGCUAAGGCAGAGAGAGAGAGGCUGCUCAGAGAGAGGGAAGAGCAGUGGCUGUUGCUGGAGGAGAGGAGGCAGAAAGAGCCAAUCUCUUCCAUAGCAGAAACCCCACAAAGAGCAGAACCAGAACCAAAGGUCCAGGACAGUUCUCCUCUAAAGGCCCAAGAGCUGUGCAGCCAGGCCCUUUAUCUCUCUCCAAACUUUGACCUCCGGGUCCACGUGGAGUCUUUGGGUCAUGGCGUGACUGGCUGCUCAGACCUGCGGCUGACGUCUCGCCGCUGUGCUGGCUUCCUGACCAAACGAGGGGGAAGGGUCAAGACCUGGAAGAAGCGCUGGUUUUUGUUUGACACGGAGCACAGACGACUGGCUUACUACACAGACUGUGAUGAGAGGAAGCUAAAAGGAGUGAUUUACUUCCAAGCCAUAGAAGAAGUUUACUACGACCAUUUACGAACAGCCACAUCAUCUCCACGGCCCAAUCUGACGUUCUGUGUGAAGACAUACGACCGCCUCUUCUUUCUGGUGGCUUCCAAUGCAGUAUCCAUGCGGAUUUGGAUGGAUGUCAUUGUCACGGCAACAGACGAGCACUGUCGUCAUUGACAUCUUGCACAUGAGGCUGUUACAUGGAGGAGUGAUGCUUCAGUGGCAGCACAGUUCACCACCGGACCAGCUUUUUACACCAGUGUGCAAACUGAGCAUCUUGUUACUGGGACAUUUCACUGGUUAUGGCAGACCCCCCUCUGCUGGUCAUAGUGCAGCGUUACAGUCGUGUUGACCAUUACUUGAUUAUAAUGCACAACUACAUCAUGGAGAGGACACUGCCACACUGCAACAGCAGAGCAGCUUCACUAUAUAAUGCAAUUCAAUGUUUGUCAUAGGUGUUGAAAAUAAACUUUUGGGUUGGUUUAUAUAUCUGAGAUGUUUCUGUUAACACUGUUUUUCACCAGUUUGUUUGUUGUUGUUUUUUACAUUGUGUUGUAUUAACUUAUUAUCUGGAAAUUUAUAUAAGGUUGAUUCACAAAUAAUUUAAGAAAUACAACGUAUGGAUGCACUUUUAAAUGUUUGUGUUAUGGGUCCUAAGGAUGAAGACCACAGUAACGAAGAUGUCAUCUGUAUUCAUGUAAGAGAGGAGCAAUGAGGACAUGGUACUAGUUUCCUCCAAGAUUUCCUCUUUUUCUUGAACAAUUAUCGACAGUUACGUCAAUGCCACAUAUCUCUGCUUUAUUCUAAGUGGUUAACAAUAAACAGUUAUGUUUCCUAUAUUUCUUACCUCUCAAGUCACCCUACAAUAAAUACUUUUCACAAUG